Hibiscus syriacus is the source of this 360-nucleotide messenger RNA. RefSeq lists its product as uncharacterized. Lineage: Eukaryota; Viridiplantae; Streptophyta; Magnoliopsida; Malvales; Malvaceae. The record is from RefSeq and is a predicted model, not a curated record. The coding region runs from base 1 to 360 and encodes 119 amino acids. The transcript has a single exon.
AUGGAGGAAAAGCCACAGUCCAAGUCGUUUUUGGGUUUCAAGAGAAGUAGCGGCCUCGACUUUUACAAAGACAAGAGCUUGGUUUGCUCUAUACCGCUUCUUUCCCGAAGCAAUUCGACCGGAUUGGUCGCCAAUCCGAAACGUUUGUCGAUAAAAGACGGUAACAAGCAUAGGAAUUCAAUGGUUUAUCAGUUUCCUCAAAAGCCUCCUUUGAAGCAUAGGAAUUAUGCAUACGGCAAUGGUGUUGGAAUCAGUCCGGUUUUGAACGUGCCACCGCCUUACAUCUCGACAGGAGCGGCAAUUCUCUUCGGUUUAGGUUCUUUGUUACAUAACGGGAAAGUUAAGAAGAGCAGGAAAUGA